Molecule: messenger RNA, 1271 nt
Organism: Nematolebias whitei (Rio pearlfish)
Lineage: Eukaryota; Metazoa; Chordata; Actinopteri; Cyprinodontiformes; Rivulidae
Gene: adcyap1a
Product: adenylate cyclase activating polypeptide 1a
Biological process (GO): positive regulation of GTPase activity; positive regulation of transcription by RNA polymerase II; neuron projection development
Cellular component (GO): neuron projection; extracellular region; perikaryon
Molecular function (GO): peptide hormone receptor binding; neuropeptide hormone activity; pituitary adenylate cyclase activating polypeptide activity
Source: RefSeq, a predicted model, not a curated record
CAUGGAUAAAGAACCAACAGGGAGUGAACUCGACAAGACGCAGGAAAGUUUUUUUUUCUUUUUCCAGCAGACAGCAGUUUUUUUUAGGCACAGGGAGCUCUCCGUCCCGUCCAGGAGCGACAGAGACAAGUCCCCGAAAAGUGAGCGAGCUGCGGGCGCACGGAGGGCUGCACCUCCGCAACGCCAAGGACACUGAAGAAUCGCAUCACUGAGGGACCAGAGGAGGAGGACAGGAAGGGAGAGAGAGAGAGAGAAAGAGAGCCUGAGAUAGAGACCCUAUCUCACUCUGCAAGUCUUCACAAGAUCGUGCCCAGCGUCGCGCAACUGCAGGACAAUGUCCAGCAAAGCGACCUUAGCAUUACUCAUCUAUGGAAUCAUAAUGCAUCACAGCGUCACCUGCUCACCUGUGGGGAUUAGCAUUCCAAGUUUCAGACUUGACAGUGAGGUUUAUGACGAGGACGGUAACUCUUUACCGUCCCUGGAUUAUGAUGGAGACCAAAUAGAGGUGAGAAGCCCUUCAUCCGUCAGUGACGAUGUCUUCUCUAUGUUCUACCCUCCAGAGAAACGAACGGAAAGACACGCAGACGGCAUGUUUAAUAAAGCCUACAGGAAAGCGCUGGGUCAGUUAGCAGCAAGGAAAUACCUUCAUUCUCUGAUGGCAAAACGUGUAGGUGGAGGGAAAACGCUGGACGACUCGAGCUCGGAGCCCCUGUCCAAGCGCCACUCAGACGGGAUCUUCACAGACAGCUACAGCCGCUACAGGAAGCAAAUGGCAGUCAAGAAGUACCUGGCGGCGGUCCUGGGGAAAAGCCUUGAAGACAUAGGUUAUCACCAAAUCCUACAAGUGAUAGACUUUGAUGCCCUCCCGGACGGGGAUGAGUUUGAAGCUUUUUUGGGAGACUGGCUGAAACAGUUCUCUCCUGAAUUUGCGGAGUUUCCUGAGGCUGUGUCCUCGCCAGGGCUUCUCACCUCUCUCCCUUUGAGUUUCUUUUUCUCGCCUUGUGAUCUUGCUUCAAAUUCUCCUUUCACCUCAUCUGUGCUCCCGUCUCACAGCUUUUGAUUCCAACUGUGUGACAACAAGCAUGUAAGAAUUGCAUUUGGCUCAUUUGCUCACACGAUAAGGCUUGUUUUAAUUCAGAUCCAUUGCGGGGAAAGGCCAUGUCCAGUAACUUGUAGAUAGCUCUUUGACUGAUUUAAAUUUGAAUAAAGAGAGUUUUAUUUUGACCACAAUGAUGAGAUCGCCACUUUUCCAAGCUAGGCUAAAGUCAAAG